CAGUGCGCAGCUCUGGCCGCCAGGGGGCGCCUCGGCCGCCCUUCUUUGUGUUCGGCUCUGCUCCCUGCAGAGGAAGAGGAGGAUGAAGAUGCGGUGAAAACAAAGAGAACCCUGCAGGUUCGGCUCUGGUUCGGAACCGGAGGAUCGGAGCACAUUGCGGCUGGAGCGGAGCAGCUGGACCGCCGAACCUUGUCAUGUCUGAGGAGGCAGCAGGAGCCGAACCGGGUCCGGAGGAGGAGGAACGGGGAAGAGGAGGAGAGGUUGCCAUGGAAACGCCCAGCGCUCCGGUUUACUGCGUGUGUCGGAAACCAGAUAUCAACUGCUUCAUGAUAGGCUGCGACAGCUGCACGGAGUGGUUCCACGGUCAGUGCGUCGGCGUGUCGGAAAAAGCAGCCAAAGCCAUUCGAGUUUGGUUCUGCCCAUCCUGCAGAGACAGAGACUCGUCUCUGGAGAUCAAAUACCGUCAGAAAAAGUGCAAGGAGUCGGAGCCUGAGAGGGACGACAGACCGGAUGACGAGCGAAGCUCCACCCUCCAGGCCAGGAUCGACCGGCGGCGGGGUUCUCAGAUCAAGCGCUCGGCCCGGAUGUGCGGCGAAUGCGACGCCUGCCUGAGGACGGAGGACUGCGCUCAGUGUGACUUCUGCAAAGACAUGAAGAAGUUCGGUGGUCCGAACAAGAUCCGGCAGAAAUGCCGCCUCCGGCAGUGCGAGGUCCGAGCUCGGAAGAUGCUUCGAGUUCGAGACGAGGAGAUGAGUUGGAGUGGCAGCAGGGGGCGGGGCCUGUCCACAAAGGGGGCGGGGCAUCUUUCAGAAGAUGAUGAAGAAGAGGACGAGGAUGAGGAAGGUUUCAGUGAGAGCGAGCUGGAGCUGUACCAGCAGUACAAAGCGGCUGGAUUCAGAGACCUGGUGUGGCACAGUGAGGAGGAAGAUGAUGCUCAGUCAGACUCUCUGAGGAAGAAGGCGGUGAAGGUGAAACACGUGAAGAGACGAGACAAGAAACCGGAGAAAAAGAAGUCCGUUUCUGUUCCCAAAGAGGAGGCGAAACCUCGGCGCCACAAGGUGAAGCAGCGCCACAGGGAGCGCGUGCGGCACAGCGAGCGCGCAGGAGAGGGCGGGGCUAAAGAGGCGGGCGGGGCUUUGAGGCAGUGUCUGGGUCCGGGCUGCGUUGAACCGGCAAGAAGCGGCUCCAAGUACUGCUCAGAGGACUGCGGCAUGAAACUGGCAGCCAACCGGAUCUAUGAGAUCCUCCCCCAGAGGAUCCAGCAGUGGCAGCAGAGUCCCUGCGUCGCCGAGGAGAUGGGGCGGAGACAGCUGGAGCGAAUCAGGAAGGAGCAGCAGGCCGCCAGGCUCCGCCUCACGCUGAUGGAGAAACGUUUCCAUGAACUGGAAACCAUCAUCGCCAAUGCCAAGCAGCAGCAGGUCCAACAAGAUGAGGAGGUUGCUGAGGGAGACGGGGACGACACAGACCUGCAGAUCUUCUGUGUGUCCUGCAGCCACCCCGUCAACCCCAAGGUGGCGCUGCGACACAUGGAGAGGUGCUAUGCUAAGUACGAGAGCCAGACCUCGUUUGGCUCCAUGUAUCCGACUCGCAUUGAAGGGGCCACCCGGCUGUUCUGUGAUGUCUACAACCCUCAGAGCAAGACAUACUGCAAGCGGCUGCAGGUUCUGUGUCCAGAACAUUCCAGAGAUCCCAAGGUCCCAGCAGAUGAGGUGUGUGGAUGUCCUCUGGUCAAAGACGUCUUCGAGCCCACUGGAGAGUUCUGCCGGGUCUCUAAGAGGAAGUGCAACAAGCACUACUGCUGGGAGAAGCUGCGGAGGGCCGAGGUCGACCUGGAGCGAGUCCGAGUGUGGUACAAGCUGGACGAACUGUUUGAGCAGGAGAGGAACCUGAGGACGGCGAUGACCAACCGGGCUGGGCUGCUGGCGCUGAUGCUGCACCAGACCAUCCAGCAUGACCCAAUCACCACCGACCUGCGCUCUGCCAAGGACAGGUAGACGGCAGGACCGAUGGACAUCUGGACCGUUGGCCUGUGUCCUGGAGCAGUCCUGUCAGCAGCCAGGCUUCACUUCAAGAACCAAACAAACAGAACUGACCCAGAUACGGGAUCAAUCCAGAAUCGGCAGGCAGACGGUUCUGGAUUAACUCACAGAUCCAGAGGUUCUUGUCUGGGGAAGUGGGACUAACUGGUUCUGGAGAUACGAACCAAUCCCAGCCCACAAACUGCAGCUUGCACAGAACCGGUUCUGGUGCCGACAGAAAGAUUUUUACUACAUUUUCACAGAAAAUUUAAUUUCUUGGAUCAAGCUGAUGUGACACUCAAUGUUCUGGGUCGGUAUCGACCCGCAGCGACCCAUUAGAACCGGUCUGCAUUAGAAUUUUCAAUCUGUGGGACAAUAAAGGUCGUUUCCAUUCUGUCACCGUCCAGCAGGGGGCGAUCAGCGCUAUUGGGUUGCAGUCUGAAUGGAUCGGGUCAGAAUCCAGAACCUGCAGGUGCUCCUUGUUUAUUCCCGUCUCAGCUGCUGUGUAACCAUGACAACAGCCACUUGGUGAAUAAAACGUCAUAAAGUCGAAAACA
Molecule: messenger RNA, 2575 nt
Organism: Poecilia reticulata (guppy)
Lineage: Eukaryota; Metazoa; Chordata; Actinopteri; Cyprinodontiformes; Poeciliidae
Gene: cxxc1a
Product: CXXC finger protein 1a
Biological process (GO): positive regulation of DNA-templated transcription
Cellular component (GO): Set1C/COMPASS complex
Molecular function (GO): zinc ion binding; DNA binding
Source: RefSeq, a predicted model, not a curated record